Molecule: messenger RNA, 6460 nt
Organism: Daktulosphaira vitifoliae (grape phylloxera)
Lineage: Eukaryota; Metazoa; Arthropoda; Insecta; Hemiptera; Phylloxeridae
Gene: Marf1
Product: meiosis regulator and mRNA stability factor 1
Exons: 27
Coding region: 305-4960 (1551 amino acids)
Biological process (GO): post-transcriptional gene silencing
Cellular component (GO): peroxisome; cytoplasm
Molecular function (GO): CCR4-NOT complex binding; mRNA base-pairing post-transcriptional repressor activity; RNA nuclease activity
Source: RefSeq, a predicted model, not a curated record
AUUACAUUUAUUCACCACAAGUAUCCUAUUCGUGUUUUUGUUUUCAUAGGGUUAACAAAUUUAUUUUUAAAAAGAAAAAUUCCGAUUCAAAUGCUUUGUACAGUGUACUCAAUAUACAUUAAAGAAUAUCGAUUUUUUCUCAAUCAUUAAGGUCUAAUCAAUUGGUACACAAAUGAUACCAAAAUUUAUAUUUAGAUCACAAAUAUUUUGAAAAAAAAAAUUGACCUUAGUUGCACCUUUAAUACCUCAACUAUUAUUUGAGGUAUAUUCCAUAGAUUUUAUCUGUUAUGGUAUUGUUCUUAUUAUGGAUCACGUUAUAGUUUGUACACGAAAAUUAUCUUUUAAUCGUCAAGAAAAAAUUGGAUGUUUUGGAGACAUUGAUUCAUAUUCAAGUGACCGUCAGUUAGAUACUAAUUUUAAGUUUCCACCUUCUCCACAUAUAACCAAUGGAUAUUAUGUUUCACAAAAAGAUUCUUUACCUCAAAAUACAACUGCUUCCUCUUCUUAUUCACACAGUGAUUCUGAUUCUGAAUCAGAUUCAAAUUCAUUAGAUUCAAAUUCUGAUAUUUUUGAUCAAGAAAGACAGCCAAACAAUAGCCAGCUUAUAUCGUACAAAAAAAAUAAGAAACCUACAAGACUUCGAAACUCUUGUUCUCAUGGUUAUUCGUCUGAUUCUCUUCCUUACAAACAUUCAUUUGCUCAUUAUUUACCACCUAUUGGUGUCUUUUGGGACAUAGAAAAUUGUCAAGUUCCUAAAGGUAGAUCAGCAGUCGCUGUAGCUCAAGCUAUACGAGAUAGAUUUUUUAUUGGAUAUCGAGAAGCAGAGUUUCUUGUUGUUUGUGAUGUAAAAAAAGAAAAUGCACAAGUUGUACAAGAACUAAAUGAUGCUCAAGUUAAUUUAGUCCAUGUUACUUCAGUGUGUAAAAAUGCAGCUGACGAGAAACUUCGCCUUUCGAUGAGAAGAUUUGCUGAUUUACAUGGUUCACCAGCAGCUGUAGUUUUAGUAUCUGGGGAUGUAAAUUUUGCAUCUGAUCUUUGUGAUAUUAGGCAUAGAAAAAAGAUGCAUGUAAUAUUGUUACAUAAUGAGCUGUGUUCCGAAAGUCUUAUUUUAUGUGCUAAUGAGCAUUAUAAUUAUACUCAUCUUGUAGAAAUGCUACCAUUAAGAAAUGCACUUCGACAAUCUGGAAAUACUCCUGUUGAAGUUAUUGUUUCCAAUUUACCAGUAGGAAUUGACCCCGCAAAAAUUAGAAAUCGUUUGAAAAGAUUGUCAGAAAACUGUGGAGGUCGAGUAGGAGUAAUUAAUAACUGCUCUACAACAAUUCGAUUUCCAACGAAAGAAAUGGCUGCCAGGGCCCAAAAGCGAAUGAACAAAGAACGAGUUUUUAACAGUCAAAUAGUUGUUAGUUUACCAUUUGCUGUACAAGAAGAAUCUCAAUCUACAUUUUUUAUAAAUAAACCAUUAGUACAGACAAGAGAAGAAAAUAUUCAGCAUAUAGCUACUACUAUACAAUAUUCAUCUACUAAUAAUAUGCAUUCACGUUUUAAUAUAAAUCCUGUGACUUCCCCAGCUCCUUUUGAAAAUCGUAACUAUGGAUUGUAUGGACAACAAAUUAAAGGAGGAUUUGGAAUGUCUCAAAUGAAUACUAGUUUAGAUAAUUCUAUGAGGCAUCAUAAUCCAUGGCUGACAUCAAACUCCGUUGGUAUACAGACUUGGUUAAAUGGACCUCAAAUUAAUAUGAAUGGAACACGAGGACAUAUUAAUUAUAAGGGAAGGCAAAUAUUAGGUACAAGAGAAAAUCAAGAACAACAACAGUCUGUUACUCAAACUCAGAAAACAACAUUACCAAUUCCAUUGAAACAGAAUGAAAACUGGAUGCGACAUGGGUAUCCAGCUGCAAUGAACCAUGGUGGUCCUAUUACAAUUUUGAAAAGAGGUCCUAAUGGUGGCUCACAAAUAGAUACUCAGAUUGGUUGUACUAGACCAAAUUUGAUAAACUCAAGUGGUCCCCCUCCUUAUAUGAUGUUUGGUGUCAAUACUUCAAUUCCUCCACCACCUAUAGUUAAUGUACCAAGAAGAGUUAGUCCUCCUGCUAUUAUAGAGAAUACAAAUCCUGAUCGAUAUUUUCAUCCAAUAUCUCCAUCUUUUAGUAACUUACCAACAACUCAACCACCUGUUAUUAUUACUCAACAAACACAUCCUGUUGACUUGCAUGUUACUAAUUUAGAUCAAAAUAUUGAUUCUACUGAAAUGAAAAGUAUAUUAUUUAAUACGUUUCGUGAACAUGUUAUGGUGUUACAUGUAUCUGUAUUUUACCAAUCUGAUGGUAAUUUUGCUGCUGCUGUGAGGGUUUCUAGUCAACAGGAUGCUCAAUAUGCAAUUUCUAAACUUCAUCGACGUAAAAUUGGCUUUAAAAGAAUAAUGAUUGCUUACGCUCAUUCGGGCUAUCCACAGAAUCCAACAUUACUUCGAUCUCAAAUAGUGUCAAUAUUAACAGAAGUUCCUGGGCAACGUUUACCCUUAUUUAAAUUCCGUGAAAUGUUUGAAAACAGAUUUAUGACUUCAGUAUCUGUAUCUGACUUAUAUAAAAUGAAAGAUGUGUGUUUAAUCACUGAAGAACCAAAUCAUAGAAUAAUAAGUUUAAAUCCAGAACAUCGGAAUACUCCUUCACCUCUUCUUCAACCCUCUAUGCCUAUGUCUUUAUUAGAUAAAAGUGAUGCAGUUUCAUAUUGCCCAACUCAUGCUAGAAUUACAAAACCUACCGAUGAUAAGGGUUGGGCUGAACUAGAAAUGCCUGCAUUACCUAAUGUAAAAGUAUCUUUAGCAGAGUUUUCUACUCGUCUUCAUUCUUUGAUUUCAUCACACAAUAACUAUUUAAUCCUUGCCACUAUUUGUGAUUGCUAUGAGGCAGCAUUUAAUGAACCAAUUCAAACGGAUGAUAAUGGAGUUCCCUUAGAGCAUAUUGUUACAGCAGUUAAUGGUGUAGAACUUUUGCAAAGUUGUAGUGUUGGUAUUAAAUACCUUACUACAUCGUCAGCUUCUGAUAUUGGAAAUAUGUCCACCAGAUCAUCUACUCAAGAAUCUGAUACCAAAUCAGAAGUCAGUGUUGGUGGGUUAAAAAGUAUUAGUCCACCAUUAGCAAAUAAUUUAGCUUUGCUUAGUCGUGAAUUAGUUGAUUUAUUGAAAACUUGUACUCACUGUACAAUGUCAUUUAACCGAUUUAUACCUGCUUAUCAUCACCAUUUUGGUCGCCAAUGUCGUGUUGCUGACUAUGGUUUCACCAAACUUAUUGAUCUGUUGGAGGCUUUACCAAAUAUUGUACAAGUAUUUGGGGAAGGAAAUAAACGAUUUAUGACUUUAGCUCAUAAAGCUCAAAUGCGUAGAUUUACAUCAGAUUUGUUACGUGUUCUCAAAUCAGUUGCUAGUAAACAAGUUCCUGUAGUAGAGUUUGCUUCUCUUUUUGAGAAAACUCUAGGACGUACCUUUGACCCUGUUGAUUAUGGACUUUGUUCAUUAGAAGAUUUGUUAUCACAAGUAUCAGAAAAUACUGUUGUUAUUGGGCAUUUAGAUGGACAAAAGUCAGUGGCAAUACCUAAACGUGAACAGACACCUGAUGAAAUUGAACGAACUAAAGCGUUUGCUAAAGAAGUAAUUGAAUUAUUGAGUCAUGCUCCACAAUGUAGUUUAUUGUUUAAUAAGUUCAUUCCUUCUUAUCAUCAUCAUUUUGGACAUCAAUGUAAAGUAGCAGAUUUUGGUUUUACAAAAUUGAUUGAAUUAUUUGAAGCAAUACCACAUAUUGUCAAGAUUGAAGAUGAUAUGGAAGGUGAACGUCGUGUAUCAUUAACUACUGAAGUAAAACAAAAUGUACUUGGUGAACAAUUAGCUGCAUUAGUUACAUACCCAUUACCAAUAAGUCAAUUACAAAAUGCCUUUUUAUGGCAAUAUGGUUAUGCUCUAAAGCCUUCAAUGUAUGAGUGUGAUACAUUACUGGAAUUAUUACAAAAACUUAAUGAUGCUGUUAAAAUAAUGGAUAAUCAUGGAGAGUUAUUGUUAGUUGCUGUGGAUCGUAAAGAAGCUCAAUUAUUGUCUCUUAAAGUGCGUAGGGUAUUAAUGGAGCAUUCAUCAAAUGAUAGAAUGUCAGUUUUACAAUUUCAAUCUGUAUUUCAAACAAUGUUUGGUGAGUCCAUUUGUAUUGAAACUAUCAAAGAGAAGCUAACUGAUACUGUUAAUAUUAUUAAGACAAAAUUUGGUGAAGAAUAUAUUCAGUUAACUACGCUACAACUUUUUGCUCAAGAUAUUUACCGUUUGUUAAUGAUGACUGAUGGACGUUUAUUAUUAACAUCUCUUGAAGCUGCUUAUUUACGUAUGUUUGGCACAGCUAUUCAGCCUGCAGUGUAUGGAUACCAGUCUGUGAUAGCUUUAUUAACAAGCAUUAGUAGCACAGUUUUGAUUAAAGGAAGACCUCCAAAACGUUAUAUUGUAUUAAAUCGAGACCUUGCAAGUGUUGGAAUAAAUUUGCCAAGUAGUGUUAUUCAAUGUUCCUCUCCUGAUUCAUUAGAAAAAAAUCAUUGCAAUGGAAAACCUAUUACAAAUGGAAUUAACCAACAAGAAAUCAAUUAUAGUGAAAAUAAUAUGCUAGGCGAAGAAAAUAAGACACCAUUAGUUAAACUUCCUGACUUGAAACUGCAUCCAGAUAUAUUUAGUAUGAGUCCUAUGUCUCUUGUAAACAAUUCUCCUCCACAAGCACCACACCCAUCACAAGUUCCCAUGCCAACUGAAUUAUGUCCACCUUUUGGUGACACCAAGGCAUAUAAAAAUCUUACAACAAUCAAUAACAAUAAUCAUUAUGGUGAUAAACAAUAUUGCUGUCCAAUGAUUGGAAGUGGCGAGUCAGCCAAUAUUAAUGAUCAAAGUAACCAAUGUUAUGGAUCACAAAGUAUAAACAAUCGUUUUCAUUCCUAAAUGAAAUUACUAGGAGUUAGCUAGUUUUUUUUAAAUGAAAGACAUAAAUUAAAAAUUAUAUAUAAAUGUAUUUAUAAAGAAUGGCUGUAUAGCAUAUUUUUAUAUAAGGACGGACUCACUCCUAAGUAACUAAAAAUUUUUAUUAGUUUGAUUUUUAAACAAAACAUUUUCCUUGAGAAAAACUUCUUUAUAUUCUUAUAUUUACAAAGUAUUAGAUUUAGGAAGAAAAAAGUGAUGUAUUUAUUGAUCUCACUUUUUGAUUUUUAUAUGUUUACUAGAUGUUUUAAUUUAUAUUACAUAUAUCACAUAAUUAUAUCUUAAUUUAUAUCUGUAUAUCUAUAUCUAUAAUGUAUAACUAAAAAUAAUAAUAUUAAUUGUGAUAAAACAUUAUUAAGUAUGUUAAUAAUUUAGAUUUAUAUAGUCUAUAACUAUUUUUAUAUGUUUUUGGUACUAUAAAUUAGAUAAAAAAAUAUUAAUUUAAUUAGAAGUAAAAUUCAUUGGUAAUUGAAAUAUGUCACCAAAAAUGAUUUGCUCAAUUUGUUUUGUCCUGUGUUCAAACAUAAUAUUAUGUAUUGUUUUAUAUUUAUUUGGAUAUUUAUUUAGUAGGAUUUAAACAAGAUUUUUUAGUUAUUAAAUUGUGCGUGUCUAAGGUAUAUGAUUUUUAUUACCACAAAAAAAAAAACACAAAUUGCAAAUGUUUUCCAUUUGGAAUCCUUUCUUAAAAUUCAUUUAUAGAAUUUAAUGUAUAGUAUUUCAAUAAAAUUGUGUUAAAUUCUUGAAAGUCAUAGUUAUAUGUUAUUCCAAUGAAUAUUUAUUGUGUGGUUAGGAUUAAAUGUUACCGAGGAAUUAUGUUAAUUCAUAGUUAUUAUAGAGGUAUUAUUGUAAAAAAAAUUUAUAUGUAGCAUCUAUCUUAGUUAAUAAUUUCAUUACUAUUAAUAGUCUAUUAUGUUUGAUCAAAGGACACAUAAUGUACAUUAAAUUUUAUUGUAUAAUUUAAAAACAUAAUUUUAUUUAUAUACUAAGUCAUAAUAAAUGUAAGUAUUAAAUUUAAUUAUAAUAACAAGUAUUAAUUAUGUUACUAUUUAAAAUAUGAGUUGAUCAUUUUUCUUAUAUAAUUCCAUUUAAUACUAAGUAAAUAUAAUAUUAUUAUCAUUUUAUAAACACUGUGUGUGUUAAAUAAAAAAAUUAAAUUAAUAAAAUGGUUUGUUUAGGUUUACUUAUUAACUGUUGUAUUACCAAUUAUUAGAUAAUAAGCAAAUCCUUGUUUUUCUUUCUUUAAUUUUUGAAAGUAACCAUUGCAUUGUAUUAUUAGAUGUUAAUAGUAAUAUAGUUAAUUUUAAUAAUUUAUAUUGAUUGUACCAUUAGUACAAAAUUACUAGAUGAUAAAUAAUAAAAUAUAUGUAAUAUAUGUACAUUGAUCUAAAAUACUUCUAUUUUUUUAAAAAUGAUGUAUUAAAUAUUAUUUUAAAAUCAAAUAAAUAAUUUAUUUAAUUAAUGAAA